This is a messenger RNA of Neocloeon triangulifer, 1052 nucleotides long. RefSeq names its product frizzled-7-like. The transcript is spliced from 4 exons. The record is from RefSeq and is a predicted model, not a curated record. Gene Ontology annotation, cellular component: plasma membrane. Gene Ontology annotation, molecular function: Wnt receptor activity; Wnt-protein binding. Gene Ontology annotation, biological process: canonical Wnt signaling pathway; non-canonical Wnt signaling pathway. Bases 86 to 778 code for a protein of 230 amino acids. NCBI's taxonomy places the organism in Eukaryota, Metazoa, Arthropoda, Insecta, Ephemeroptera, Baetidae.
AAGGUCAACUGGUGGAGCGGGGAGUAAAUUGCGAAGAUUGAAGGUCGCAUCUUUUAGUUUUUCACAGGCUUUUUGCACUGUCUAAAUGCUAUUAGCAAUGGUCGGACGGGUUUCGAUUUUGCUGCUGUUGAUGGCCGUGGUCGGUCGAUCAAGCGGCGCCUCGUCGAUCCAUCAGGUUAAAAUCUGCGAGCCCCUCAAGGUGCCUUUCUGCCAGGACUUGCCCUACAACCAGACCUUCGUGCCCACCAUCCAAAAUCUGCAGAUGACGCAGGAGGACGUGGACUAUGAACUCAACUACUAUAGCUCCCUGGUCAACGCCAACUGCAGUGCCGGCCUGCGGCUCUUCGUGUGCAGCGUCUACGCGCCGGUCUGCUCGGCCCUCGAGAGUCGGAUUCCUCCGUGCCGUUCGCUGUGUCUGUCGGCCCUAAACGACUGCCACAGUUUCAUGAACCAAACGAAUUUCGAUUGGCCCGACAUACUGGACUGCGACAAAUUCCCUGCUGACGACGACGGUAGCGCGUGCCUUAGCAACGAAGGAGUCAAAAACAACUUUUCAGCAAGCUCAAAUUCAUCUGCCAAUGAAGAAAAAAUAAAGGACAAGAAUGUGGAAGAGUGUUCAUCAGUGAAUGCUGAGAGAUUAUUGUCUGCAGUUUUCGAAAAGGUUACCGAACUGCAUUUGAAAAUAAACAAGCUGGAGAAACAGAAUGAAGCUGAUAGGAAGGUUAUGGAUAAUAUUUUAAGCGUGGUCGAGAAACUGUACAGUUAUUUGGGACCCUAGACAAGAGUUCUGGACACAUUGCAUUGGCUCAGGCGGGAAUCCGAUAAAAACCUCAACAUUGAAUGACAAAUUUUACCUUCGAGCGGUACUGAAACAUACAUAUUUAAUAACUCCAUUGUAUAUCUAUUUGAAUUUCAGUACGCGCUAAUAAUGUUCAAUAAUGACAAUACACAUUCCUAAAGUGAUGACUUUUUUUAUUGAUUUCUUCAAAAAUAAGUUUCAAGUAAAGAAACUAAAUAUGGGAAAGGUGCUAAAUAAACUAUUCUUUUGCAAA